UUCCAUGGCGGAGCGGCUUCCCAACAGUGUCGACUUUCACGACCCCGUCACUUCUCAAUCCCAACCCACUUUUCGGUCCGCCACCUAUAUUGUCCAGGUCCCUAAGAACCAAGUUUAUCGCGUUCCACCACCGGAGAAUGCCAAAUUACUCCAUCAAAAUCAUGAACCAGAGAAGCCAAGUCGCUAUUCUGCCCAAUUGCUUUGCUCUAUUAUCAUUGCUUUUGUUUUUAUUGCCUCAGCCCUUGCUAUCGGACUUGCUUUUUCUUUCCCUAAAGCUAAAAAUCCUGAGAUUCGAGUCCAAAGUUUUGUGGUCAGCAACUCAUCUCAAAGCCACCCCGACUAUGAUGUUACAUUAGAAGUGCACUACCCAAAUUGGAAAUCAGGCAUUUUAUACAUGCAAGGUGGAGUUUCUUCCCUCUUCUUUCAUGAACAAAAAAUGGGAGCCGGAAAGUUUCCUACUUUCAAUCAAGAUGGAAAAAAUUCAACAAAAAUUAGAAUAGUUCUGAAGGGCUCCAAGAUUCCGUUGCCCAACAACAUUAAGCAGAGCAUAAAAAGUACAGAACCAAAAGUGAAAGUGCCAUUUUCUCUAAAGAUCAAAGUCAUGGCGAGAGUGAAAACUAGUAGCUUCGAAAUUGGGAAUGUCAAACUCACCAUUAGAUGCGAUUUCAGGGUAGACAAUUUGGCAAAAGGAACGCAAAUACUUUCUCAGCAAUGUGAAACCGAUCACUAGUAAUUUUUCCAUGUGCGCGUUGGCGGGGUUCCACGGGCCAUUGGAGUGCUGCGUGCAAGCAAUGGGAGAAUGCCUGUAGUCAUGGUAGUAGUUACAUAGGGCUGCGAUUGAUCUUUAGUUAGCUUUUAUACGUUUUAGAUUCUGGUGAUGUGAGGAAACCAUUGGUGAUCCAGUGGUGUUAGAAGUUCGGAUUCUACAAUUUUGCUGUGGGUUAUCAACCCUGACAUAGAUAGAAAUUUCUUUCUACGUGCCUUAAGCACCCUCAUUUUUCAUCUAGGCAUCCUAGAAUUUUU
Messenger RNA from Manihot esculenta (cassava), 1023 nucleotides. RefSeq names its product NDR1/HIN1-like protein 13. The record is from RefSeq and is a predicted model, not a curated record. The transcript has a single exon. Bases 5 to 730 code for a protein of 241 amino acids. Gene Ontology annotation, cellular component: plasma membrane. Lineage: Eukaryota; Viridiplantae; Streptophyta; Magnoliopsida; Malpighiales; Euphorbiaceae.